GGAAAACAGUUCGUCUACCCCACAGGCGCUCUGGCACUAAGCGUGACCUUGUUUACAAUCUGCGCUGCUGUGGUGAUCACCAUGUUGCUGUGCAGAAGAGCACUAGACGCGUUCGGUAAAGCCGAGCUCGGAGGUCCGACGCUACAGAAGUACCUGACUGCCGGCGUAGCUAUGUUCUUGUGGGUGUUUUACGUGAUUUUGUCGUCCUUACAGGCACAGGGCAUCAUUGAUGCCAGAUUUUAA
Molecule: messenger RNA, 243 nt
Organism: Candidula unifasciata
Lineage: Eukaryota; Metazoa; Mollusca; Gastropoda; Stylommatophora; Geomitridae
Source: the annotation of a GenBank genome assembly